ACUAUUGGAAGCAGCUGGCGGAACAUGAUCUGGGGAAGGAGUUUGGGGCCCUGGGUCAGCUGGUUGGUAGCUCUGAGCCCACGGUGUGGUGUGAAGCUAUGGAUCAUGAGCGGAGGCGGGGAACUGCACUGCUAAGGCUGUUACACCUGCUGUGGCUGCUGCCCUACUCCCGGACCGCCCCUGAAGGUCCUACUCCAGCGUGGCGGGAUGAACUGCAAAACCACACGUUCCAGCACACAAUGUACUGCCAGAACUGGAGUCCCAGCAUCGGCCUCUCAGAAGCCUAUGACGGGGACCAGCUCUUCUCCUUUGACUUUUCCCAGAACACCCGAGUGCCUCGCCUGCCUGAAUUUGCUGACUGGGCUCAGAAGCCAGGAGAUACUUCCACCAUUUUCUUUGACAAAACGUUCUGCCAGUCUAUGAUCCAGGAAAUAGGACCACAACUCGAAGGGCAAAUCCCUGUGUCUAGAGGGUUUCCUAUUGUUGAUGUGUUCACGCUGAAGCCCCUGGAGUUUGGCAAGCCCAACACGCUGGUCUGUUUUAUCAGUAAUCUCUUCCCACCCACGUUGACGGUGAACUGGCGGCAUCACUUGGACCCUGUGGAAGGAAUCGGGCCCACUUUUGUGUCCGCGGUUGAUGAACUCAGCUUCCAGGCCUUUUCUUACUUAAACUUCACACCAGCACCCUCUGAUCUUUUCUCCUGCAUCGUGACUCACGAGAUUGACAACCACACGGCAGUUGCCUAUUGGGUGCCUCAUAAUGCGCUGCCCUCUGAUCUUCUGGAGAAUGUGCUGUGUGGUGUGGCCUUUGGCCUGGGUGUGCUGGGCAUCAUUGUUGGCUUAGUCCUCAUCAUCUACUUCCGGAAGCCUUGCUCAUGUGAUUGAUUCUUCCUGACCAGAGACUGGUGCUAGCAGUGUCGACCUUGCAUGCAUCAACCUUGCAUGCAUCGGGAGCUCAGGUUUCCCGCAUCGCUCCUCAGGGCAGGAGUUCCUGGGACUGCCCCAAGGGUGUGCGCAUGCGCAUUUGUGCAGGUUUCUCAGUUGGGGGCUCUGCUGUCCCCGGGCUUGCACCCAGGGAAACCCAGAGUGGCUUUUCUAUCAGGACCACAUCCCUUCCCACUUCAGGGCAAUAAAUCUUAUUUCUUAA
This is a messenger RNA of Lutra lutra (Eurasian river otter), 1146 nucleotides long. RefSeq names its product HLA class II histocompatibility antigen, DM alpha chain. Gene Ontology annotation, cellular component: MHC class II protein complex; membrane. The transcript is spliced from 5 exons. Gene Ontology annotation, biological process: antigen processing and presentation of exogenous peptide antigen via MHC class II; positive regulation of T cell activation; immune response. Gene Ontology annotation, molecular function: MHC class II protein complex binding. The record is from RefSeq and is a predicted model, not a curated record. NCBI's taxonomy places the organism in Eukaryota, Metazoa, Chordata, Mammalia, Carnivora, Mustelidae. Bases 99 to 884 code for a protein of 261 amino acids.